AACGUAACCUCUCUUUUAUCUUGUCAGAGCGUUUAUUUUCAUUGGCAAGUUUAAUCAACAUUACGGUACGAUGUUGUAAUGACGAAUCUUAUAAUUACAGCGAUAAUACAUUAGGAUAUUUAGAAUGAUCAUUUGUCCGUUUAACUCUUGAAUAUGUACAAAUCGUGGAAAUGUCUGCGAUGACAUAAGAUUUGAGUAAAUGCCCCAGGUUGGCGCUAUCGAGAAGGAUACGAGUUUAGUUAUCGGAAAUGGUUCGAUAUUGUUUCUGUAUAGCGUUCUUUUAAAACUGGACACUUCGCAAAAUAUUCCACACUUGUACGAAUCGUUGUUCCCUUGUCUGUUCUUCAUUCGAGAAGAGCGUUCUUUUAAAACUGGACACUUCGCAAAAUAUUCCACACUUUACAUGUACGAAUCGUUGUUCCCUUGUCUUCAUUCAGGCAACGAGAAAGUUGAAUUAGGGGCAAACUGGAUCCACGGUGUGUUGGGAAAUCCAAUGUUCGAGCUGGCAAUGGCAAACGGCUUGAUAGACAUCGUACGUGUGCCGAAACCUCAUAAAGUAGUGGCGGCAUUGGAGGAUGGAAAGCAGUUGCCGUUUCCAGUAUUGCGUGAAAUCUACGAGGCUUACGUGUGUUUUCUGAGGCGAUGCGAGGAAUACUUCCUGAGUUCGUACAGUCCGCCGGACGGAAUAAGCAGUGUAGGAGCGCACAUCGCCUUAGAAGCUGAAAUAUACUUGUCGUCUUUGCCGCCUGAACAGAGAAGAGUGAGGCAAUUGAUAUUCGACUGCCUGCUCAAGAGAGAAACCUGUGUCACGGGUUGCGACACCAUGGACGAGGUGGAUCUCUUGGAGAUGGGUUCCUAUGACGAGCUCCAAGGCGGUAACAUUAGUCUUCCAGACGGGUACAGCGCUAUAUUGGAGCCAGUUGCGAAGCACGUACCGAAGAAUCGCAUUCUUACCAAGCACGCUGUGACAAAGAUCAGGUGGCAGAAACAGAAGCGUUCCAGCGUCAGCGCCGGCUCUACGGAGGAGCUCGAGUCCAACGUGGACGGCCUCGUGGAAGUACAAUGUGAGAACGGACGGACGAUCAGCGCGCAACACGUGGUUUGUACGUUGCCGUUGGGCGUUUUAAAAAGGACAGCUCAGGACAUGUUCGAACCGUCGUUACCCGCUCACAAACUCGAGGCGAUAGACAGACUGAUGUUUGGUACAGUGGACAAGAUAUUCCUCGAGUACGACCGACCUUUCCUAAACCCCGGUGUGUCGGAAGUGAUGCUCCUCUGGGACGACAGCCGACUGUCCGAGGUCGAGAGGGGUGACAUCGGCAAGACUUGGUUCAGGAAGAUAUACUCGUUCACCAAGAUCACGGACACGUUGCUGCUCGGCUGGAUAUCCGGUCGCGCAGCCGAGCACAUGGAGAAUCUGAGCACGACGGAAGUGGCGGAAGUGUGCACAACGAUUUUGCGGCGAUUCCUCAACGACCCGUUCGUGCCGAAUCCGAAAAACUGCCUGCGCACCUCGUGGAACUCGCAGCCGUACACGCGAGGUUCCUACACCGCGAUGGCCAUCGGCGCUAGCCAAUUGGACAUCAGGAGCUUAGCCCAACCUCUGGUGCGGGAGUGGACGGAGGAGGACGGCUCGAAAGACGAAGCGAAUAGGGUUGUGAUAGCGUUCGCUGGCGAACACACCCAUUCCUCGUUUUACAGCACGGUGCACGGCGCGUACUUGACCGGUCGCACCGCCGCCGAGCUGCUGUUGGACGCCAAGCCGGGCGAGAAGCAGGCGCUGAGCCUCAGUUGCGAAGAGACCAGCGACCUCAGCUCGUGGAUACAAGGCAUCUCCUUGAAUUAAUGCGCACUCUCUCCUCCUCCCUCGCUGAGAAACCAACAUACGUUCAAGCGGCUAGGCCUUACUCGUGGACGUUUAUAGACCCGUUGUAUUUUUAGCGGCUAUACAUGCGCGCGACUUUACAUUUUUCGUUCUGUAAAUAUAUAUUCAUGUAGCGAGCCACACAUACGCAAUGUCGUGUAUAUAACGGUGCUUUUGGAAACUUGAAGACAUUCGCGUGCACACGGCGAGCAAUGGCGUGCAUUUAUUAUCGUGCUGUUUUUACACACGUGCAAUUUCGUUCCGUUGACGAGUCAAGGUGGUAAGAUUGCGACACCGAGACGUGUCUGACGGGCUGUCACAGAUAUCACAGAUGUAAUCGACGGGAGACGCUUCGCUGUGAACAUUAAAAUACGGGGACUCAAGCUUGAGUGUGAAGAGGAAUAGCGAAAUUAGAUUUUAAUUGAUAUUAUUUUUUAAUCGUUAACAUUUACACAAUCACUGAAAAAUGAUCACUUAUUGACCGAGACACGUCGACGUCUGGUUUUUAUCGAGUAAUUUAAUAUCGUUUACUGCCAUGUAUUACGAUGUUGUGCACCGAUCGUUACUCUUAUUUGUCGUUUCUUUUUUACAUUUGGCGGCGCUUACGUUUCAGCAACGUUUCCUCUAGAGACGCAGGGUGAGACCGGCCGGAAAAUGACGGCGAACAUUUUUUACAUGUUCACCCAAGCGUUUAUUUUAUAAACUCCGGACGAAUUUAGUACAAUGUUAUUCGCUAAACGGAUGUAGAUAAAUAUGUUAAGUCCAGUCGUAUCCGAAGCUAGCCUAAACAAUUUUUCAAUAUUCGCGCGUGAUAUUUCUAACGACUGCUCUUUACGUAAGC
Molecule: messenger RNA, 2705 nt
Organism: Dinoponera quadriceps
Lineage: Eukaryota; Metazoa; Arthropoda; Insecta; Hymenoptera; Formicidae
Product: spermine oxidase
Exons: 2
Coding region: 200-1846 (548 amino acids)
Molecular function (GO): polyamine oxidase activity
Source: RefSeq, a predicted model, not a curated record